Tarenaya hassleriana is the source of this 408-nucleotide messenger RNA. RefSeq lists its product as uncharacterized. The transcript has a single exon. Lineage: Eukaryota; Viridiplantae; Streptophyta; Magnoliopsida; Brassicales; Cleomaceae. Bases 1 to 408 code for a protein of 135 amino acids. The record is from RefSeq and is a predicted model, not a curated record.
AUGGUGACUUUGUCUCGCAGCAACGCCACCGAGUUAACUGCGAUGUUGGAGCACUUGACGUUGGAGCAGGAGGAGCCGACUCCGACAUUGGUAGAACGUGUAAUCAUGGGACAACCGAGUGAUCCCUUGCUUACGCGAUAUCGAGACUGUAUUGAGGAGUAUGGCCCUAAAGGCUAUCACAUUGACGAAAAGGGAGCAUUGCGGUUGGGAAACCAGUUGUGUGUACCAGGCGACCAAGCGGUGAGACAGGAGAUCAUACCCGAGGCACAUCAGACGAGGCUAACGAUACAUUUGGGGGCAAGUAAGAUGUAUCAGGAGCUUUGUCGAUGGUAUACGUGGCUGAGGAUUAAGAUAGACGUCGUCGGUUUUGUCGGAAGAUGUCUCACUUGCCAGCAGGUGAAGGCAUAA